AAAGCAAAAAAGUAUCUGGCGGUAGACAACAAAGGAAAAAUCUUCGCCACGGAAGCUGAAAGAAAGGAAUGUGUAUUUCGUGAGUUUUUCGGAAAGAACUUUUACAACAUUUUUCGUACGUGCCAUUCCGACACGGACGGCAAAGGGUGGUACCUAUCAGUGGAUGAAAAUGGCAAAGUAAGCGCUGAGAAAGUAUCUUACAGUGACGAGCCGAGACUUCAUUUCAUCGUGAAAACCCUAAAGGAUCAUGAGCUGGAGGAUGGGGAAAAAAGUGAAACAACUUCUAACUCAUUAAACCAACACAACAAGAGAAGGGAUAAGAAAACAAAGAAGGACUUUGGACUUCCUUCGUCCGAAGUCGUGUGGAUCUUACAGGAUCCCUUCCAUUGUGAUGGCUGCAUGUCUGACAUCAUGUCAAGUACACCCAGUCCUCCCAGCUCCUCAUGUAUUUCUGGCAGUUCGGCAUCUACUGGUGAGUGGACUGGAUCAGGUGAUAAUUCGACCUCGGUGUAAGCACCGAACAUAAUAUGGACUUUCGUCGAAUCACAAUAAA
Molecule: messenger RNA, 553 nt
Organism: Orbicella faveolata
Lineage: Eukaryota; Metazoa; Cnidaria; Anthozoa; Scleractinia; Merulinidae
Product: fibroblast growth factor 1-like
Molecular function (GO): growth factor activity
Source: RefSeq, a predicted model, not a curated record